Penicillium brevicompactum is the source of this 1482-nucleotide messenger RNA. Its product is annotated as FMN-dependent alpha-hydroxy acid dehydrogenase. The transcript is spliced from 4 exons. Lineage: Eukaryota; Fungi; Ascomycota; Eurotiomycetes; Eurotiales; Aspergillaceae. The coding region runs from base 1 to 1482 and encodes 493 amino acids. The record is from RefSeq and is a predicted model, not a curated record. Gene Ontology annotation, molecular function: heme binding; oxidoreductase activity.
AUGGCGGAUCCAAAGGUCUUAUCUACUCAGCAGAUUUCAGAACACAAAACGCCCGAGGACUGCUGGGUGGUUGUCAACAAUCAAGUCUGGGACGUGACAGAUUUCCUGGAAGAACACCCAGGAGGGUCAAAUAUUAUCUUGAAAUACGCAGGCAGCGAUGCGACGAAAGCCUACUCGGAGGUCCACGCCCCCAGCGUAAUGAAGAAUAACCUCGACGCAGAUAAGCUCAAGGGCGUUCUCGAUGAGUCUACAAUUGAUGCAGAAUGGGCCAAGCCGCCACCAGAGGAAAACCCACAAGUGAUGCUUGAGAAUGAAAAGGCACCUCUACAUACCCUUAUCAACUCGCACGACUUCGAGGUCGUAGCCUCCAAGACCGCCAGCAAGAAAACAUGGGCCUUCUACUCCAGCGCAGCUACGGAUCUAAUUACUCGAGAUGCCAACAAAUCAUGCUUUGACAGGAUAUGGUUCCGGCCGCGGGUCCUUAGAAACGUUCGCUCUGUCGAUACCCGAACAAAUAUACUGGGCGGAAGUUAUAGUCUCCCACUGUUCGUCAGUCCAGCGGCGAUGGCGAAGCUCAUCCAUCCGGACGGCGAGUGCGCCAUUGCCAGAGCUUGUGCGAGCAAAGGCAUAAUGCAAGGCAUUUCAAAUAACUCAUCAUACACGAUGGAAGAGCUGCGCACAGCAGCACCGACAGCCGAUUUCUUCUUCCAAUUAUACGUCAACCGGGACCGAGAAAAGUCCGCCGCGUUACUGCGCCAAUGUUCAGCGAACCCGAACAUCAAAGCGAUCUUCGUAACGGUAGACGCAGCGUGGCCCGGUAAGCGCGAAGCCGACGAGCGCGUCAAAGCCGACGAGAGUCUAUCCGUGCCCAUGUCGCCAUCGAAAGCUCAGAACGACAAGAAGGGCGGCGGGCUCGGCCGCGUCAUGGCAGGAUUCAUUGAUCCCGGGCUGACGUGGGAGGAUUUGAAAUGGGUGAAACAGCACACGCACAAGCCGGUGUGUUUGAAAGGCGUGAUGUCAGCGGAUGACGCUCUGCUCGCCAUGAAAGCGGGACUCGAUGGGAUUCUGCUCAGUAACCACGGAGGCCGGAAUCUGGAUACCAGUCCGCCGUCGAUCAUCACGUUGUUGGAGAUUCAUCGCCGGUGUCCCGAGGUCUUUGAGUGCAUGGAGGUUUAUGUUGAUAGUGGGAUUCGGCGCGGGACUGAUAUUCUCAAGGCUGUUUGUCUGGGUGCGACGGCUGUUGGGAUGGGGAGGAGUAUGCUCUUCGCGACCAAUUACGGCCAGGAGGGCGUCGAGCAUCUGAUCGAUAUCAUGCGGGAUGAACUGGAGACUUCUAUGCGCAAUGUUGGCAUCACAUCCCUGGCGCAGGCGUCGCCGGACCUCGUACACACCGGGGAUGUCGACCACUUGGUUCCAGCAACCCGCGCCCAUCCGUACGCUCGGGCCAUAGCUAAAGGGCGACGAGCGGGCGCCAAACUAUGA